Molecule: messenger RNA, 1135 nt
Organism: Cokeromyces recurvatus
Lineage: Eukaryota; Fungi; Mucoromycota; Mucoromycetes; Mucorales; Mucoraceae
Product: guanylate kinase
Exons: 3
Coding region: 372-941 (189 amino acids)
Biological process (GO): purine nucleotide metabolic process
Cellular component (GO): cytosol
Molecular function (GO): GMP kinase activity
Source: RefSeq, a predicted model, not a curated record
AUUGAAUAUAUUGAAUUAAUAUAUGUUUAAUAAUUAGGUAAAUGUUUCAUAAUGAUCUCUACCAGCAGUAAUAAUAGAAUAAUAGUUAUCAUUUAAUAAUAACGCUGGUGCUUGUUCAUCUAUAAUUUCCUUAUUUAUACUCUUAUUUAAAUAAGCUUAUAUACUUUCAUUUUCCUUUUUAAUAAUGAACCUGGAUCUAGAUGAUGGUGUAUUUAAGAUAUUAAUAUGCUGUAAUAUCGGUUCCUUAAAUUUUUUUAAUAAAAAAAAAAAGUAGUGACGGUUAUUAAUAAUAAUUGGAAGAAAAUUCCACAAUUAAGAAAAAAAAAAUUGCCCUCCAGUUCCUUGUUUUUUAAAUAUAUACAGAUUCAAACAUGCAAACAGCUGCCAAGAUCUUUGUCAUUUCUGGACCUUCUGGUUCAGGUAAAUCAACUUUGUUAAAACGUCUUUUCAGUGAAUAUCCCAAUACUUUUGGUUUUAGUAUUUCCCAUACUACACGUAAACCUCGUCCUGGAGAAGUUGAUGGCAAAGAUUAUCAUUUUGUUGAUUUACAAGAUAUGGUAAAGGAAGUUGAAGCUGGUAAAUUUAUUGAAAGUGCUACCUUUUCUGGAAACAUGUAUGGUACUUCUAUUAAGGCAGUUGAAGAUGUGGUUCAAUCAGGCAAAGUUUGUAUGUUGGAUAUUGAUAUGCAAGGCGUUCAAUCUGUCAAAAAGACUUCCUUAAAUCCCAAAUAUAUCUUUGUUCAACCUCCCAGUGUUCAAGUCUUGGAAGAACGUCUUCGUGGACGUGGUACUGAGAAAGAAGAAGCUAUUUUAGCUCGUUUAAGUGCUGCAAAGAAGGAAUUAGAAUAUGGUGCUACUCCUGGUGCUUAUGAUCAUGUCAUUAUAAAUGAUGAUUUAGAAAAUGCCUAUCGUAAUUUGAAAGCUGCUAUUUUUGUUCAAUAAAUAAUAGAUAUAGAAUUUGACAUGUAAACCAUCUAAAGUUCAACAAAUAAUAGACUACUCUUUUUUUUUUUUCUUCCUUUUUUUUUAUAUAUACAUUUAUAAACUUCAAAAGAGCCAAUUAAAUAAACUCAACUGUUGUCCUUUUCGAUUUCUUACCAGUGAUUGUUUUAGUUUUUUUUUUUUUUUUGUUUUUU